Molecule: messenger RNA, 4576 nt
Organism: Mercenaria mercenaria
Lineage: Eukaryota; Metazoa; Mollusca; Bivalvia; Venerida; Veneridae
Product: protein O-linked-mannose beta-1,2-N-acetylglucosaminyltransferase 1-like
Exons: 20
Coding region: 232-2025 (597 amino acids)
Biological process (GO): protein O-linked glycosylation via N-acetylgalactosamine
Cellular component (GO): Golgi membrane
Molecular function (GO): beta-1,3-galactosyl-O-glycosyl-glycoprotein beta-1,3-N-acetylglucosaminyltransferase activity
Source: RefSeq, a predicted model, not a curated record
GAUAAAUGCUCAAUAUUUAUGUGAAAAUAAGGGAUGCCUUUUGUAGGAUUGCAACACUGUGAGUUGCUCUAAUUAGUGACAAUUGACUGAAACAAUAGAAAUUCUUAGGUGAUUUGGGUAGACAAAACGAUAGUAAGAGCACAUGGAGGAGCACAUGAUUUUAUAUGGAAGAAGAUGGAUAACACUGUGAGCACUAUACCGACAUUACAUGGUUAAAGGGGAACAACUCUAAUGAUUAUGUCACUGAGAAAUCUCCUCAACCGAAGAAAAUGCUUUGGCAAAAUAAGCAAGAGUGUCCUGUUAGUGAUGUUAAUGGUGUCUGUGAUGAUCAACAUUUCAUUCAUCUUGGAGACCAACAGCAAACUGCAGUAUUCCAAACAAUCGGAUUAUAGUGGCUUGGCAACUGGACGGAACGUAGGAAAUGGUAGUGUUAAUGAAAUGGAACAAGAACCAGAACAAGCAACUUCAGUAAAAAUUGAUGUUUUAUCAAGUAAAGAGAGAGUUCUGGUGAAACUAAAUGGCAGAUCUGUAUACAGGAAGGACGUGUUUGACGAGGACAGAGGAAUACAUCUUCUUGUACUGAACCAAGCAACUGCUGCUGUUAUGGCAGUACGAGUGUUUGACACAUAUCUUCAGAAAGAGGACGAGUCCAUGCUGCAGUUCUUAGACUCUGUCUCUAUUGGUAGAAUACUGGUGUUUGCUAUCAAGGAUGAAGGAACCUACCAGUUAAAGGAGCAGGCUAAAGAUCGACUGGCUGAACUAGGUAGUGAUGUAAGCUACACUCUGUACUGGAGGGACAUGUGGGCAUUUGUUACUGUUAAGCGAAAAGAAAAAAAGAAAGGUAUAGGAGAGAUGUUUUCUAGAGCUGCUGAUCUUCAGUCCUGGGGAGAACCUGUCUCAUUGUCAGUCACAGUUGAUCUGAUUCCAAAUGAAGAUACUGAGUGUAAAUCUUGGCCCAAUAAUGAUAUUACUACAAGACGUAGGCAGUUCUGUGCUAAACAUGAAGGUUACGGUACAGUGUGCCACUGUGAUAACCCACAACCACUUGAGUUUCCUCAAGAAACACUAGAGAAUGGGCAAAUUUUGGAUGUUCCAGUUACCGUUAUUGCGAGUAACAGGCCACAGUAUUUAUACAGAACAUUGAAAACUCUUCUACAGACCCCAGGUGUUCCAGCUGAUAAAAUUAUUGUGUUCAUAGAUGGAAUUCACGAGAAAGCAGAACAUAUUAUUAUUUUAGAAGAGGACCUCGAAGUCUCACCUGAUUUCUUCAAUUAUUUUCAUCAAACUAUGCAUUUGUUAGAGGAGGACCAGACAUUGUACUGUAUAUCAGCCUGGAAUGAUCAGGGCUAUGAGCAUUCCUGCAAGGAUCCAGCCCUGUUAUAUAGAAUAGAGACAAUGCCAGGUCUGGGCUGGAUGAUGAAGAAAUCCCUGUUUGAUGAACUAGAGCAUCAAUGGCCAGGUCCUGAAAAGCACUGGGACUGGGACAUGUGGAUGCGGCAUGAAGUGAUACGUAAAUCUCGCGAGUGUAUAAUUCCAGAUAUUUCUCGUACAUAUCAUUUUGGCUCGAAAGGCCUGAACAUCAACCCAUACUUCCAAGAACUUUAUUUUCAGUCUCAUAAACUCAUGACAAAACCAAAUGUCAAGUUAAAAGAUGUGGACAGGAUGACAAGUGAGAAAUAUGAAGAGCUUGUUAGAAAUUUAAUAUCAAGUGCCGAAGUAUUAGACCAUUCCAAGGAUCCAUGUGCUGAAGAUUUUAUACCACAAGAUACAGAUGUUGAGACAUUUGUAAUGUAUAUACAAAUGAAGGGUCCACAAGAUUUUGAGACUUGGAAACAAUUAGCGAAGUGUUACAAGCUCUGGGAUUUAGAUGUCAGAGGUUUCCAUAAGAGUAUGUGGCGGCAAUAUUUAAAGGGGAAACAUCUAGUCAUAGUGGGAGUUCCUGCGUCUCCUUAUGCUGAAUUGAAACCUGCAGAUAUCACACCAAUUGACUUAGAAAGCAAAGAAAAGCAAAAAGAAGGGACUUGACGGAAAUCCUGUUUGUUAAAUUUCUUCUGUACCAUGUGAUAAUUUUAUCUUAACUUUGAUUCACAUAUUUUUAUACAAGAUCUGUUCUGAAUAUUUAUCAUUGUGUCUAUAUUCAUGUACCAUAAUUGUGAUACACCAUUUAACAGUUUUUAACAGGUUGUAGGUGUUCUAGUGGAAAGUCUUGUAUAGAUUAAUGUAGGUUUCUGUUACAACUUUCAGUCACAUUUUUAAAUCAUGCUUGUAAAGAUAUUUGAGCCGCGCCAUGAGAAAACCAACAUAGUGUGUUUGUGACCAGCAUGGAUCCAGACCAGCCUGUGAAUCCGUGCAGUCUGGACAGGAUCUGUGCUGUUCGCAAACAGUUUCUCUAAUUCGAAUAGGCUUUGAAAGCGAACAGCAUGGAUUGUGACCACACUGCACGGAUGCGCAGGCUGGUCUGGAUCCAUGCUGGUUGCAAACGCACUAUGUUGGUUUUCACAUGGCGCAGCUCAUUUAUUCUGUAUGAUUUGUUCAGGAAAUAAAUAGAAAUGGAGAAUCAGGUAAUGACCAAAGAUCCUGUUUAUGAUACUAAGUGAACAAAUAUUAUUUUUAACUUCUUGCAUAAUAAUUCAUUUUCUUUUUUAUUUCUGUAGAAAAAGAAAAGCUUGCCAAAAAUGCUUCAUUUUUACUAAAAAUUAGAAAGGUUACUGAUUCUUUUCCAAAGUUUAAAGUAAAAUCUUAUUUUUGAUUUUUAUAGUGAUUUAUAUGCUUGAUCAACCAAAGAAAUAACAGUUACAAAAAGAUCAGUAUCAUACUAUAAUUUUUAGCUCAUCUGAUUUUUUGAAAAAAAAUGAUGAGUUAUUGUCAUCACUUGAGCGGUUGUCGGCGUCGGCGUCGGCGUUGCCUGGUUAAGUUUUAUGUUUAGGUCAGCUUUUCUCCUAAACUAUCAAAGCUAUUGCUUUGAAACUUGGAAUACUUGUUCACCAUCAUAAGCUGACCCUGUAUAGCAAGAAACAUAACUCCAUCUUGCUUUUUGCAAGAUUUAUGGCCUCUUUUGUACUUAGAAAAUAUCAGAUUUCUUGGUUAAGUUUUAUGUUUAGGUCAACUUUUCUCCUAAACUAUCAAAGCUAUUGCUUUGAAACUUGGAAUGCUUGUUCACCAUCAUAAGCAGACCCUGUACAUCAAGAAACAUAACUCCAUCUUGCUUUUUGCAAGAUUUAUUGCCCCUUUUGGACUUAGAAAAUCAGUUUUCUUGGUUAAGUUUUAUGUUUAGGUCAGCUUUUAUCCUAAACUAUCAAAGCUAUUGCUUUAAAACUUGCAACACUUGUUCACCAUCAUAAGUUGACCCUGUACAGCAAGAAACAUAACUCCGUCCUGCUUUUUGCAAGAUUUAUGGCCCCUUUUGGACUUAGAAAAUAUCAGAUUUCUUGGUUAAGUUUUAUGUUUAGGUCAACUUUUUCUCUUAAACUAUCAAAGCUAUUGCUUUGAAACUUGCAACACUUGUUCACCAUCAUAAGCUGACCCUGUACAGCAAGCAACAUAACUCCAUCCUGCUUUUUGCAAUAAUUAUUGCCCUUUUUGGACUUAGAAAAUCAUUUUCUUGGUUGAGUAUUACGUUUAAGUCAACUUUUCUCAUAAACUAUCAAAGCUAUUGCUUUAAAACUUGCAACAGUUUUUCACCAUCAUAAGUGGACACUGUACAUCAAGAAACAUAACUCUAUCCUGCUUUUUGCAAGAAUGAUGGCCCUUUUCAGACUUAGAAAAUCAUGGGUAGGACAAUAUUUCUAUUACACAAAAAAAAUCAGAUGAGCGUCAGCACCCGCAAGGCGGUGCUCUUGUUAGAGUUUGUUGGUGCCUGAAAUGUUGUCUUGAAAAUGGUGCCAGUAUUUGCACAAUUCACUCUUGCCAGAAAAGUUAAGUCACAUGCCAGUAGCAUUGUGUAUUUCAAAUAAUUUAGAAAUUUACAAAUUUUAUGCAAAGAGUAAAUGCUAUUUACGAUAGACAAGUAUUAGUAAUAGCUUCUUGUUGAGUCCACUGACGAUAAAUUGUAUUGAUCUUGAAUGGUAUGCCAGUUCAAGGUCUAUUCUCACUGGAAAAUAGAUACAUUUCAGCACAGAUAAUUACUGUAGCUUUUUAGCUGUUCCAUUGUCUGCUUAUAUACUGCACAAGGCUGGUUUUUGUCCACGUUUUGCAUUGUCUGUAUAAAUGUCUCAGUAAAUAUGAAAGUGGCUGUCUUCAAGCAAAGUUUAUAUUUUUAAAAAAUAUUCCAAAUUUUUUGUUCGAUAUGUUUCUAAGUUACAUGUAAAAGAACCCAAAGAAGGUAAAAAGUGGGAAAGAUUCAUAUAUUAUGUUCUUUAUGUUACACCAGUUAAAUAUAUAUAAUCUGCAUCAUGGUCACAACACUUUUAAGUUCAUUUUGUUAUAUUUGUACACAAUGGAGAAGAUUGUAGAAAUAGGUGCUUUAACACUAUAUAUUUUUAUCACACAUUUGAAAUGUUAAUGUGUUCGUAAAUAUUUUAUAUUGUUACACACAAAGAUGAUUUAAACCUAAUAUAACUUUUUUAUGACAAAACUA